This is a messenger RNA of Besnoitia besnoiti, 1773 nucleotides long. Its product is annotated as SAG-related sequence. The transcript has 3 exons. Bases 1 to 1773 code for a protein of 590 amino acids. Gene Ontology annotation, cellular component: membrane. NCBI's taxonomy places the organism in Eukaryota, Apicomplexa, Conoidasida, Eucoccidiorida, Sarcocystidae. The record is from RefSeq and is a predicted model, not a curated record.
AUGCGAUUCUACAGGAGAGUCGAAUGCCCACCACAGCCGAAUGCCAGCGUCGCUGUGUCGAAGAAAAAACUUACCGCAGUGUCACAGUGUUCCAGUCAAGGCCACACGGUCGUGCCGCAAACAGGGACAAAAGUGUGCAAUGCAGAUGAGAAAGGUUCCGGUGUCAACGAAGGCCAAACGGACGACAACAACCAGAUCGACCUAAAAGCUCUGCUUGGAGCAAUCCAAGAGAUAAACUGGCAGACAGACACCCCACCUUCCCCCGUUAACACGAGAGGCCAGACGCUGCGGCUUCAAGCAUCAGACCUCCCUCUGGCGGACAAGUCCUUCUUAGUUGGUCAUUUCAAGGUCGAUCUCACAGAGACGAACAACACCGUGGAGCUCGUGCGCGGGGAAGGUGAGUCGCUGCAGCUUGCGUCUUUCACGACAAAAUUCUGCGAGGACGCCGCAUUGGAGAAAUGCGACAAGGAGUACGAUAUCAAGCUGCCCGGGUUCAACGCCUCCUUCUGGGGAGAGGUGAAAAAGGGAAAUGCGUCGGCGAAACUCACCAUCCCCGCGUCGGCGUUCCCUGCGGAAGAUCAGGCAUUCUCCAUUGGUUGUUCUCGCAAGCCCACACCUACAACGCCUGGCGCAACAGUGCGGUCAGAGCUUGGGCAGCGGGCGGCAGUCAAGCCGUCGACGUGCAAGGUGUUGGUCACCAUCAAAGCCGCCAUCUCAGGUGUUGCGGCAGUUUCUGCCGUACAGCCCGUAGCUGCGGCUGCAACGGUUGCCUUCAUUACUGAAGGCCUACCGGUUCGGACCCAGAAAAAAUCGGAAUCCUCGUCCUCCCAGCAUGUAGUCGCCAAAUGUGAGCUUAACCCCGACAACAACAAGGAGCAGCCAUCUCCGCCAACCGUCGAAUUGUCCAAGGAUCAGCUUAGUGCUAAGCUACAGUGCACUGGACAGGGUAACAAAGUUGUGCCGCAGAAGACCACAGACGUGUGUACGUCAGAAAAAGAAGACGCCACAGUUGAGGAGUGUGAGAAACGGACCAACGCCAAGCAUAUAACACUGGAAGCGCUGCUCGAGGCAGGCAGCCCGAUUCACUGGGCUAACGCUGCCCUCUCACCGCCCCCUGAUAGCGGGGAAGAGUGGUCUCUCGAGUUGCACGAGUCGCAGCUCCCUUUGUCCGAUAAGACGUUUUUCAUUGGUUGCAAAAAGCAGGGCGAUGACGAGAAUCCCGGUUGCAAGCUCACCGUAUUUAUAAAAGCCAAAGCUUCUUCCGCCGAAAAGAACGUCGUCGCAUGUGCCUACGGGAAGGACAGCAACACUGACCAACCCCUGCAGGUGGAGCUGACAAAGGAGAACAACACACUGGAGCUGCUUUGCGGGAAAGAAGGCUCUGUACGGCCCGAAGCCUACCAAACGACCUUCUGCGAAGACGCAGACAUGAAAACCUGCGGCAUAAGCUACAGCGAAUUGCUUCCGAAGUUCGACAAGUCGUGGUGGGCGGAAGGAAGCCCAGCACAGACCACGGCAAAAUUGAUCAUCCCGCCGACUGACUUCCCAGCAGAAGACAUGACUUUUUACAUGGGCUGCUCUGCUGGGGAGGCUAGCCCUGAAGAACAAAAGCUCCUUGCGUCUGAAAAUGUGGAGCAGCCUGCUAGCAAAGUGCCCGCUUGCAGAGUGCUGGUGACUGUAAAAGCGAAGGCGAUGUCCUCGCUUGCGCAACCCACUUUCCAGACAGCUGUUGUUGCUUCAGUCCUGACUGCGUGUUUCUCUGUCGUUGUAUAG